AUGAAUGAAAAGUUGGGAUUAGUUUACUGCUAUUGGCUGUGGGGUGUUACUGAUGGAAAGGUACGGAUGCUGCGGCUCUGGAUCAAUCAAAUGCUCACAUACGUGAAUAAAGCAGGGAGAGAUCAUGAAUAUCUUGUGUUAGAUACUGAAACAAUGAAGGCUGAAGCAUUUACCAUGCUACAGAGAGCGCUCUUCAAACCAGCACUUUCAAGAUUAAGUGAUCAUAGUUUGAAGCGUCCAAAAGUGCUAUUCAAGUCCAAAUCCUGGAAUGACAGUUCAACACAAUUAACUCAUAUAUAA
Molecule: messenger RNA, 300 nt
Organism: Dovyalis caffra
Lineage: Eukaryota; Viridiplantae; Streptophyta; Magnoliopsida; Malpighiales; Salicaceae
Source: the annotation of a GenBank genome assembly